Kockovaella imperatae is the source of this 1088-nucleotide messenger RNA. RefSeq names its product ketopantoate reductase PanE/ApbA C terminal-domain-containing protein. Bases 70 to 1080 code for a protein of 336 amino acids. Gene Ontology annotation, biological process: pantothenate biosynthetic process. The transcript has 6 exons. Gene Ontology annotation, cellular component: cytoplasm. Lineage: Eukaryota; Fungi; Basidiomycota; Tremellomycetes; Tremellales; Cuniculitremaceae. The record is from RefSeq and is a predicted model, not a curated record. Gene Ontology annotation, molecular function: 2-dehydropantoate 2-reductase activity.
UUCGGCCCGGGAACCCACAAUCUAUUCCGGGGCAAACCCAACGCAAUAUUCCGGAAUGCACACUAUACCAUGUCCAUGUCCAAGCCCAACGUCCUCGUCUUUGGUCUAGGAGGUAUCGGUGGCGUAUAUGCGUGUCUAUUGAGCCUGUCGGAGCGGUGCUGUGUUCACGUCGUUGCGAGAUCAAACUAUGAGAGCGUGAAGACGAGGGGAUUUCGAUUGGUUUCGCCAAAAUUAGGCGACCACGAUGAUAUCCAGUUCGCGGGCGUCUGGAGAAGCUGUCGCGAGGCAAAUGAAUCGAACGUACAGUUCGACUAUGUGAUUUGUGCCAACAAGGCCCUCCUCGAUGCCGAGCCUUCACUCUCGGAGCAUCUGCGGCCAGUCAUCACCUCGACCACUUCCAUAGUCCUACUGCAAAAUGGGGUAGGCAUCGAAGCACCGUUGCACGAAUCGUUCCCCAACACCACCAUCAUUUCAGCAGUUGUAUGGACUGGGGGCAAGAUGCUUCCUGAAAAGAAUGGCAUAGCCGGGGUCGAACACUUUUCCGAUCUAUCCUUGACUAUUGGGGUGGAUUACAGAGCCAACGGGGACAAGGCAGAGGAAGACGCCAAGCUUGAUCGCUUCGUUGAGAUGAUCAAAGCCGGUAAGGGAGGGUGUAUUGUCACAGACGAUAUUCAGAGUCAACGUUGGGUCAAGGUCAUAUGGAACGCUUAUGUCAACUCGUUGACUGCUGCUAUUCGUUUACCUUCUCACUUUCUCUUCGCAGCCACCCCAUUCGCCGAGCAGCUUUCCAUGGCCAUAUUGAGCGAAACGUCUACCGUCGCUCGAGCCAAAGGGCUCAAUAUUCCCCCAGAAACGGAGCAACAACUCUUUGACCGAUGCAAGGCUGGCAUACCCGGAGCGAAAGGUUAUCCUAGCAGCAUGAUGAUGGAUUGUAUAGACUGCAAGCCGAUGGAAGUCGAGGCCAUCCUCGGUACACCCCUAAGGGAGGGCCAACGACUGGGCAUUCCCACACCGACACUAUUAACUAUGUACACCAUUCUCAAAGCUGUUGACCUGGGACGUGCAAGCCCAGAUCUGUAAUCGUACCA